Molecule: messenger RNA, 984 nt
Organism: Debaryomyces fabryi
Lineage: Eukaryota; Fungi; Ascomycota; Pichiomycetes; Serinales; Debaryomycetaceae
Exons: 1
Coding region: 1-984 (327 amino acids)
Source: RefSeq, a predicted model, not a curated record
AUGACAAAACCCAGUAAUUGCAGUGUAACUGUAGCCACGGGGAAGUUAGACGAAGAUAAUGCUGUUCGUAAACGAAUAGAGAAUAUAUUCAAAAGCAAUCCUAUUUUACAAGGUGUAAGCGUAAUUCUUAAAUCAAAAUCAUUGCCUUUGAACAUAGAUAAGUUACUUGAAAACAUAAGGAAGAUUGAUCUUAAUGAAUUUGAAAAAUUACCUGAAUUGCUCCAGGAAGUUUCUGGAUAUAAAUCAAAAGGCUUUAUAACAAUAGAAGGAAUUCCACUGCAUCAAGUUUGGGAUGAUUCUUCUUUAGAUAUUACAGACAGUAUUCAGUUCAAUUCCGUUACAAAUCAAAUUAAGAUUAAAUUGAAUAAGAGCACAUUUGAAUCAUCACCAAAUGUUUUUGAUAAUAGAAAGGGAAUACUGAUUAAAAAAAUUAUGGAGUCGAAAAAAGGACAUGGAGCCUUGAAUCAUGUAUCAUAUAGUUACUUGAUUACAAUGUCUACACUAGAAGAAGGUAUCUCACAUGAGGUACAUCAUUUGAUUAAAUCAGUCUUCAAAUACAGUUCAGUUAAAGUUCGUACAAACUGCGCCAACAAUAUUUCGUGUUUGCGAGAUGUAAAUAAGAUAAUUGGGAAUUCAACUAUAAUACCGUUAAAAUUAAAUAUUAGAGAUUACCCUAUAUUUAAUGUUGACUUUCAGGAAGCAAACCAAGCCAUCUAUGAGUACUUAACUUUAUUACAUAUUAAUUCGCCGCAAUUAACAGAAAAUAUCGAUGAUUAUAUCUCAAGUUAUAAAAUUCCAGAAUAUUUAGCUCAAAAUACAGAACACCUGCAAGAACUAUAUAAAUAUACUUUUGACGAAAUAGAUUUCUCUGUACUUGACUCCCUUAUGAGAAGUAAUUGUUUAUCAAUUAGUGCAUAUGCAACAGACUCUCAUAUUAUGAUUUUGAAUACCCAGAAUACGUUGGUCUUGUGGGAAUGUCAGUGA